Alexandromys fortis (reed vole) is the source of this 4308-nucleotide messenger RNA. RefSeq names its product ring finger and WD repeat domain 3 (gene Rfwd3). The transcript has 13 exons. Gene Ontology annotation, molecular function: protein binding; ubiquitin-protein transferase activity. Gene Ontology annotation, biological process: protein ubiquitination; interstrand cross-link repair. The coding region runs from base 158 to 2482 and encodes 774 amino acids. Gene Ontology annotation, cellular component: nucleus. The record is from RefSeq and is a predicted model, not a curated record. NCBI's taxonomy places the organism in Eukaryota, Metazoa, Chordata, Mammalia, Rodentia, Cricetidae.
GACUGACCAAUAGGAGCUCGCUGAACCUUGGCUCGAACGGGGCGCUCGAGGAGUCCGGAGAGUUGUUUGGCGCCGGCGGGCGCCGAGUUUUGCGCGGCAACGACAGCAGAAGUCGCAAUCGGUCGGGGCGUCCGACCUGGUUCCUGUAGUUUAAGUGAUGGCUCAGGAGGCAAUGGACUGUGAUCUUCAAGUACCAUUAGAUGGUAGUACAGGACAGGCUGCUCCAACUGACGUUACCAGCCAAGGGGCACCCCUCCUCCCGCCUGCCCCAGCUGAAGUGGUCAGCAGCCAAGGAGGGGCACUUGGUCAGCCUGCCCCAGCUGAAGCGGUCAGCAGCCAAGGAGGAGCACUUGGUCAGCCUGCCCCAGCUGAAGUGGUCAGCAGCCAAGGAGGACUGCCCCUCUUACAGCCUGUGCCACCAGCAUCCAUUGAUUUGACAGAGGAUGCCCAGCUCUCAGAAGGCAAUGUGGAGGCAGUCACUCCAGGAACUUCAGAAGCGCGUAGACGGGGAUCUGGUGCUAACGAGAGUAUCCGAGCUGCAACAGCGGUUUCGAUGAACAACUUCAUUAGUGGGCUGCAGAGACUCCAUAACAUGCUGGAGCUGCUGAGACCGCCACCUUCAAACCACAGCGUGGGGCCAGUGCGAGUGAGGAGAAGAACAGGAUCCGUUUUAAGGGCCAGAAGUGGAGGGUCUCAGAGGCCAGAUGGUGCCAGGUUGAGAACACCAAUGUCUGCCUACUUUCAGGUAAGCAGGUCUCAGCCCUACGUACCAGCCACUGCCCCUGAUUCACAGACCAGGAAUCCCACAUCAGGAACUGAUUCUGACAGUGAUGGCUCUGCAGAGAAUGAAGAGGUUGUUGUCCAGGCAGAAGAACCCGAAGCUAACAUCCCAGUAGAACAUGGAGUUAUCUCAGCAGAGCAAGAAGCUACAUCUGUCACAGGAGGUGAAACAGUCCAUGAAGAGAAGUCUCCCCAGAAACCCGACGUUCUGUCUUCUGUGGAUGAUGAAGAAGGGGAAACUUGCACAAUAUGUUUGGAACAGUGGACAAGUGCUGGGGACCAUCGGCUCUCAGCGUUACGCUGUGGGCAUCUCUUUGGAUAUAGAUGCAUUUCUAAGUGGCUUAAAGGACAGACACGAAAAUGUCCUCAGUGCAACAAGAAAGCCAAGCACAGUGACAUCGUUGUUCUUUAUGCCCGGACCCUCAGAGCUUUGGACAACAGUGAACAGGAGCGCAUGAAAAGUGACUUACUGAAUGAACAAAUGCUCAGGAAGCAGGCAGAGUUAGAAUCUGCACAGUGCCGGCUCCAACUUCAGGUCCUCAUUGAUAAAUGCACCAAACUCAAUAGCCGUGUCCAGGACUUAGAAGCCUUUGUUAUGCAGCAUCAGAAUCAAAUGCAGCAGCGCAAGGGCUCCCAAGCACUUUGCAAGAAAUGCUUGCCCUCCCGCCGGAACCAGCAUAAAUACAUCUUCCAAAAGACCUUUGCAGUAUCUCAGACAGGAAACUGCCGAAUUAUGGCAUAUUGUGAUGCUUUGAGCUGCCUGGUGGUAUCACAACCGUCUCCUCAGUCUUCUUUCUUGCCAGGCUUUGGUGUUAAGAUGUUGAGCACUGCCAACAUGAAAAGCAGUCAGUACAUUCCUAUGCAUAGCAAGCAGAUCCGUGGACUAGCUUUCAGCAGUCGAUCCAAAGGCCUUCUGCUCUCCGCUUCCUUUGACAACACUAUUAAACUGACCAGCCUAGAAACAAAUACUGUUGUGCAGACUUAUAAUACUGGACGUCCUGUUUGGAGCUGUUGCUGGUGUCUUGAUGAAAACAAUUACAUCUAUGCUGGACUGGCCAAUGGUUCAAUUCUGAUAUAUGACCUACGGAACACAAAUGCCUAUAUACAGGAGUUAGUUCCUCAAAAAGCCAGAUGUCCUUUGGUGUCCCUGUCAUACUUACCCAGAGCUGCUGUGACUGCAUUUCCUUAUGGUGGGGUGCUGGCUGGAACCCUGGAGAAUGCCUCCUUCUGGGAGUUAAAAACAGACUUUUCUCAUAAGCCUCAUGUGCUUUCCUUGGAGCCAGGGGGCUUUGUAGACUUCCAGACAGAGAGCAGCACCCGACACUGUCUCGUGACUUACAGGCCUGAUAAAAGCCAUAACACCAUGCGAACUGUGCUGAUGGAGAUGUCUUACAAACUAGAUGAUGCUGGAGAGCCCGUCUGUUCCUGCCUUCCUGUGCAAACAUUCCUUGGGGGACCCACUUGCAAACUAUUGACCAAAAAUGCCAUCUUCCAAAGCCCAGAGAAUGAUGGUAAUGUCCUAGUGUGUACUGGGGAUGAAGCAUCAAAGUCUGUCCUGCUGUGGAAUGCUGGCAGUGGCUCGUUGCUGCAGGACUUGAAGACUGAUCAACCUGUCUUGGACAUCUGCCCAUUUGAAGCAAAUCAGAGCAAUUAUUUGGCCACCUUAACUGAGAAGGAUGUCCAUUUUUAUAAAUGGGAGUGAGCAUCUUGAGACCCUCCAGUCUUGCUGCUAGUUAAUGUUAAGUAUUAUUCUUAGCACCUAGUAGCCCUGAACAAAAUACCUGUUUAUAUGCCGUAACUAGAACUUUUGGAUCAUGGGUUCAUUUGGAUUAGUGUGAUUCUAGGUCACAGAGACACUAAGAUUGUGUAUGCUAUUUGCACCAAAAGAGUACCUUUGUGAAUCUUGCCUGGACCAUUCUUCAUUUAAAUUCUGCAGAUCUUAUAGUCCUCUCAGCUGUUAUUUAGGAUCUGAAUAUCCACAACAUUUUGGGGCUUGUGAUACCCAACAGGCCUGAAUUGCCUUGGGUAGAAUUUGAAUGCCCAACCUUUUAGUAACUUGAUCUUACUCACACCUCUGCACUGUUGCCCCCCCCCCCCCCCCCCCCCCCCCCCCCCCCCCCCCCCCCCCCCCCCCCCGUUUGGUACUUCUCAUGCGGUAUGUGUUGCAUCAACAACAGUUACAUUCCAGGUGUACAUGCUUUCUAGAAUGUUGACAAGUCCAGUGAUGGAGGUGGCUGAUGAGCUAGCUGUAUGUAGAGCCAAUGGCUAGAGCUUGUGUGCAUUCAGUUCAUUGCAUUGUGGGAGGUAAAGAAAAGGACCAGUUGUUGGGGCAAUUGUGAAAGACUUAACUUUUUCUAGUUAGCUUAGAAUCCUUAGAGGUUUUUAUUCCCCACCACGCCAGUGCUUAAGGACAUACAGUUCCCGGGUAAAGGCUUCCUUUCCUGUGUGUGUGAAAUGUCCGAUUCUAAGUUCCUUUGAUUUGCUUUCCAAUCAUUUCUGCAAGUGUUGUUUGUUAAUAAAGUGAUUAUUCUCAGGAAUGUAGUAGACCUGGACCUGUGGAUGGCAGAAAGGAAGACACUUAGAACUUGCAUUCUGCUGGUCCUGAACUGUCCAGCAUUUAGAGUUAUGCUCAGGUUACAUUUGUCUGCUUCGCCUUAGGCUACACCAUUAAACCACUGCCUCUAGAACACCUUGUCUCAAGGCACAGACACCAUGGCCGGUUGCCUCAAAUAUUUGUUGGGGAGGCACUAUCCUGUCCUUUUUAGUAAGCGUUCUGUCCUACGUGUCAAACUCCGGAGCUGUUUUGGAUCUUUAUUACCAGCAGGGAACUAUUAAGGUUAAUUAACCUAGAGUUCCAAGUUGUGGCUAUAUGUAUUCAAUGAAACCUUCUAUUUGAAGAUACUUAGGAGUUUUUGGCUUUGUUUUAAUUUUAAAGCUUUAAAGAUGUCGGCUUCCACAGCUUGGGGAAAAAGCCCCCCUCUCUCCCACGCUUUUAAAAGUAGUUGCCUAGACCUGGAGCUUCAGGGGCAGGAUAGAACUGAAAUUAGAUAGAACUCGGGGAACUUCAGCAGAUGGCCACAGAGAAAGCGCCGGGUGUCAGGUUGGUGUGGGGCAGGGUUAGAAUUUGACUUGCCUUGAAGAAUGUUUAACUAAGGCUGACUGGUUAAGGUUACUACCACAGAAGCUAAAAUAAAUAUCAAGCUUUGCCACAUUUUGCAUUUCCACAAUAAAUUUGGCCAGGGCCUCACAGUUGUUGAGUUUUUGCUCUACUGCUGAGCUGAAUCAGAAACCCAAAUCUGUGAUUUGGAAGCAGAUUCACAUGAUGGACUGAUUCUCUAAAGAAAACCUUCCCCUUCCCACCCCUACUUGCAGGAACCUUCAUCUCGAGACCAUGACUCUAAUCUUAGCACCAGCAGGACGUUUGUUUUUAAAUACUAUCAUAAUACUUUGGAAUUUCUGAAUAUUUGCUGUGUUUCUAUGUUUGUUGUGAUGUUAGUAAAAUAAAGGAUUUGCCAUGGAUAACAUCAA